GGCCGUUGGGUCAUAUCGUCGUCAGCAAGCCACCGCCCGCACCGCCACCUCCACCUCCACCUCCACGCCAAAACAAUGGCGACCUCGGGCUUCGCCUACUCGUCGCCCCCCAAGCGCCAGCGAGUAGCGGCCGAGGCGCCGCCUCCGCCGCCGCCGCCGGCGACGACGGGGACGCGCACGGACAUGCUGAUGGCGCUCCCGUCGGACAUCCUCAACGACCGCAUCCUCGUGCUGCUCCCCUUCGACAAGCUGGUCCGCACCUCCUGCCUCUCCCGCGCGUGGCGCCGCCGGUGGGAGUCCGUCGCCAACCUCCGCAUCGAGUUCCCCGCCUCGGUCUCCUCCUCCCGCGCCCUGUGGCGGUGCGCGGCGCCCAUCCGCGGCUUCCGCGCCCGCGUCGCCACGCGCAACGUCUACCGCGCCGCCCGCCCGCCAUGGCGCGGAAGGGCGUCCAGGAUCUCAGCCUGAAGUUCUCGUUUGACGAUCUGCCGCACCUUCCCGGACCCGCCCUCUUCUCCUGCGCCGAACUCGUCAGCCUCCGCCUCGAGAAAUGCGACAUGCCGCCGGGCUUUCCGGGCUUCCCCAACCUCGAGCGCCUCUACCUCGUGGGUGUCACCCUCCCGUACGCCCGUGCCGGCACGCAGCUCGAACACCUCAUCCUCGCGUCAGAGAACCUCGCCGUGCUCGAGUUGUCAAACCUGGGUACCAUGGAUGGCGCGGUCGUGGUGGACCCGUGGGCCAUCAGAGCGCCCAACCUCCGGGAGCUCAGUGUCACCAUGCCGAUGGGUGUCGACUUCGGCUGCCGAAUCACAGAGGCGCUCCCCAAGCUCGAGGAUGCGUACAUCUCAUUCGAUUGCGUCUUCGGAACCCAAGAAUUCCUUGACGCUUUCCAAAAUAUUUCUACUGUCAAUAAGCUCUGUUUCAUGGUCGCUGAGUUCAGCAUUAAUAUGCUGGAGGGAAUUACAUGCAAGUUUGAGAAUCUGAGGGAAGCCAGCCUGAACAUAGAUUUUGGCCAACUCUCAAGUGUUCUAUCAAUAGAUUCUUUACUGAAGUUUGCUCCGCAUAUUGAGCACCUUGAAAUUCAGACUCUUGAUACAGAAUUGGAUAAAGAAAAGAUUGAUGAAGACUCCCUAAAUUCAGAGAUAAGCAGUGACUUGUUUGCAAGCCUCAAACAUGUGUCCCUGACUGGUGCCAAGCACCGCGAAAAUCAAAUGUGCUUUAUGAAGUUUUUACUGUCCAAAGCAGGCUCUCUUCAAACAUUUGCUGUCACUUUUAUGUUUGAUGAUGAUGGAAAGAGCGAAUGGUUUGAAAAUAAAUGCAAAGAGUUAAUCGAGUGCCAAAAGGCUUCACCCCAACUUUUGUUGACAGCAAAAGUGACACAAGACGGAUCGUAAGUUAGACAUCCUGUCCUUUUUGAUGCUGCCUUCGCAUUAUGGAAGAAAUACUUCGGAACUUGCUACUGUUUAGAUUCUAGAUGAGGCUGUUCUUGUGCAACCAGCUGCUUGUUUUCCUUCUUGAGGAAUUACAGAGUGUUGUACCUCUUGUCCUUGCCAUGUCCACCUUUCUGUUAUGGAAGCAUAGCUUUUGAACUUUGAUCUGUUACAUUCUAGAUGUGGCUGUUGUACAUACAGCUGCUACUUUUCCUUCUGUUGGCAGAAUGCAUAGAAUUUCACUGUAUCA
Molecule: messenger RNA, 1677 nt
Organism: Oryza sativa Japonica Group (Japanese rice)
Lineage: Eukaryota; Viridiplantae; Streptophyta; Magnoliopsida; Poales; Poaceae
Product: F-box/FBD/LRR-repeat protein At1g13570
Molecular function (GO): protein binding
Source: RefSeq, a predicted model, not a curated record